UAAAUGUUUGACAGCACUACUAAAUAGCAAUAUUUAAAACAUUAUAAAAAAAAUUACAGAGAUUGCUGACAAUGAAAUUGCUAAAGAAUGCAAUCAAAUUAAAUAAAAAAAAUGAAAACAUAAAAAUAAGUCUGAGUAAAAAAAUUAUCAUUAAAAAAAUCCAUUGAAAAAUAAAUUAAGGAUAAAAUUAAACAAUGAUAAAAAAGUUUAGAGUUCAGAUUUUAUUAUAUAAAAUAUAAUUAGCUUUUCAAAUAGGAGACAACAAAAGCGUCUUUGUGAACAGAAGUAUGAUUUACAUUUUUGCCUGAUGGAGUCAGGCUUUGAGACUAAGAUCCGUGUGUUUAUAUGGCAAUGCUGGUUCUGAAGCAAUAUUUCUCAGAUGAAUGGACUUCUGAUGCUGAAGAUAAGACAGCGUUGCAUAACACUUAUGAAAGACAAUAUCACUACUCUAUAUAUUUUCCUCAGAAAUCUGCUGCGAACUGUUAGUAUAUAUAUAUAUAUAUAUAUAUAUAUAAUAAGUGUUUUGAUACUUUUGCUUUUUUAAAUGUUUAAUUUUACUAAAUAUUCACUUCUAUAAUGUAAUGUCGUUUCAGCACUUCAGGACUAUAGCACAUAUAGAUACAUGUAUGUAUAGCAUAUGUUGCACAUGUAAAUAUCCAGUGUUUAUCCUCUACAUGUAAGCUAUGUUAGUUCACCAAGGUCACAAAGCCCCUAUUAGUAUGUUUAAUGGGUCAUGGUCCACGUAAAAAUACACCGAUAUACUUUUCUUUCUUCUUUUUAUCAGCAUUCUCAGAAUCACGAGAUACGAGCUCAGAAUCGUUCGCGAAUUCUUUCAUUCUUUUUCAACUGUCCGUUUUUCCUCACAGUUGAGAGUUUACCUCACCAGCGUUUGCCCGCGAAAUUCUGCCUCCGUGACGUGACCGCUCCCUUUAGAAUCCCUCGCGCGAUCGAUAUUUCGUUGCGCACGCGCUGCUCUGGGCUCGUCGUGAAGGAACGAUAUCGAUUUCUGAAAUUAAUAAUAGUUAAAACGUUAGGCAGACCGCUGGGAACGGCCCGCGGCUUUUCGCUCAUUGGCCUAUUUGUGUGGCAGCUUUUGGCGAAUGGUGAGAACGACCUUUUAGUGUUACCGUAUCUGGCGUUUGUCAUAAAUCUGCAUUGAAGCCUCUCACCGACCCGUGCCCGAGUCCGAUAUAACCGAGGAGGGCAGAGAGGUGUCAGUGAUCCCAUGAAUUCUUCUUCGCCGGGCACACGGUUCUGCCUCAGAUCCGCCGACUCUGGCGCAACAUGAAGAGGAACGCGUUUAUACAAAUAAUUAAACCCGGCGCUCUUUUACGACCCGUGUUCGGGCUGGAGCCCAAACAAGAAGGUAAUUUGUCCCACAUGUUGCCGUCGGGGCUUGAAAUACAGAGCUACGCGAUUGUACCUUUCGGCGCGGGUCUUAAAAGAGAAAUACUCGAUUUUCAUUCGCCAUAAAAUUACGAGACGCAACGGACAAACAAAUCAAAUGCUUCGCGGGAAAAAAAAAUGGUAGGCCUUUGCAAAGAUAGGCUAAAUGUCGUUGAGCGAAGAGCCAAUAAACCUGCAGCUCAUAGGUCAAUGAUUCGUGACUCGCUGUAAAACGGUUUCUGUGUAGUAUUUUGAAAUAUGAAUCAUUUUAUGAUAUUUGCUCGCGCAUCCAGCUCGCGCUUGACACAGAGCGGAUAUUUACGCGGUAAGUCCGACGUUUAUUUGGUUUAAUGCAGUGCGUAUGUCUUUUAAUGACUCCGUUGAUUCAGUGCGUAAAGCCGAGCGCUCGUUGAACAUAACAAGCUUUAAUUGAGCUUAACCUCACAUCUUCAGUCUCUAAAAAGGAUCAAAACAAUAGACGGAGGGGUGCUCAUUACCAGACCUUCAAGCUGCUUCGUUUCUUGCCAAAUUGUUAAUUCACCAAAAAAAAAAAAUAUAUAUAAGUAACAUUUAUAUGUUUUCUGUAGGAUUUCAUGUACUUGAACUGACGCUCAGACGCAUUUUAUAUUAUUGUCAUGAAAGUCGGAGCAAAAGCGCAGAGUAUAGCAGCGUCCUGAUUUGAGCGCCAACCCUGACAUCUAGCGGUUGGUUUGAGCAUUACACGGGAAAAAUCGCCUUUAAGUUUUAAUAUAUAUUUGCGGUAGGAAAUGUAUUAAAUAUAUUCAUGGAUCAUUAUCUUUAACAUCCUAAUGAUUUUUUUGGCAUAAAGAAAAAGCUAUGAUUUUGUUGGCUAUUGCUGCAAAUACACCUCAGGGCCUGGUUUCGUGCUCCGGUGUCACGUUAUUUGCAAGCACGGUGUUUGAAGGUGUGGUUGGUUCUCUGGCAUUUGUAGCUUUCUAAAUAUCAUCAGCCUAGAGUUUUGUAAAUAUUAAAGGUAGUCAACAUUACCGGUCACGUGAAGACAUAAUAAAGUUUACAGUGCAGUUGCUUUCUGUUUUACUGGGCCGACUCUUGGUAACGCGCAUUGUGGCCAAAUGUUUGUGUGCAUUUGUGUCUGAGGAAUGUUCUUUAGGAAACGGCCAACCGAAAUCUGUUUAUUUUAUAAAUAGAAAGACCAAUGGGAUUGUCUAAAAAUAGGACCGUUCCAGAAAAGAACGUUUGAAGGCGAAUCGAGAAUAGGCAGCGUUUUGCACACAAUGUGGGAAACGUGUGAGCAUCAUGGGAUUAUUUCCCAGCGUUCUCAUGUCGAGAGCCAGAGUUUAUUGUGUAAUAUUGUUUUUUGAAGCCCCAGCAGAAAUGAAGCACGAAUGCUAAUGAAUGCGGGCUUUGUGUUUAUCCGUUCAGACGGAAGCAGGCCCUGCUAAAAAGACAUGCAGCAAUACGAAUAAUGAAAUCUCCGCUUUGUUUAGUUUCCGAAUGAAUCCUUGUCCUCUGGAUUCUCGGGCACAAAAACAGUUUUUUUGCUGCGUUUCUGGGAUGGAUCUUUUAAAGACCCCAAAGUGACAAAGUUGAAUGAAGUUAGGGGGCCACCGAGGCGAUGAGGUAGCGGCGUUUCCGUGGAAACAAAUCCACAGAGUCACAUGGCUUCACACUAAUGAAUGCUCUCACCAGCUCCUUCCAGACCGAGCAGUUUGCUGGUCACUUCUGGCCUAUGCCUUCCGCAGCAUGAGCCUCACGGGGAUCGAUCCGUCUCUUAACGGGACGGCUUUAUUGAAUCCGAAUGACAAAGAAACACAAGCCGCUCUCUACGAAGUCAAGGUGUUCAACAUCACCCUUUGUUCAGUAGCUCUGUGCGUCCUGACUGUGACAGGAAUCAUCAGCUGUAUCUCGUACAGAAGACACAGAAGGAAGUGUAAACGGGCUCGCGUCUACGAGAGCGCCGUAUCCAGCGAGGUUCCCGAAGAGCCCGUGGGUGUUAUGUGCGUGAGGAAAACGCACAGCUUCCGCAACCCGCUGGCCCUGUUCAGAAGGCAAGAGGGGCCGAAGGACAACUCUCGCAUCCACUACAUCUACACCAACCCCCUGCCUGUGGGACACGAGGAGGACAGGACGCCCCCUCAGGCCGUGUCCGCACACGCUCCACUCACGCUGCAGGACUACGCCAGCGACCCCCGCAGCGGCAUCAUCCUGGCCCCGCCCGUUUUUUACAUGCAGCUGUAA
Molecule: messenger RNA, 3606 nt
Organism: Puntigrus tetrazona (Sumatra barb)
Lineage: Eukaryota; Metazoa; Chordata; Actinopteri; Cypriniformes; Cyprinidae
Exons: 3
Coding region: 2959-3606 (215 amino acids)
Source: RefSeq, a predicted model, not a curated record